Messenger RNA from Harpia harpyja (harpy eagle), 2422 nucleotides. RefSeq names its product heat shock transcription factor 2 (gene HSF2). Bases 57 to 1754 code for a protein of 565 amino acids. Gene Ontology annotation, biological process: regulation of DNA-templated transcription. The record is from RefSeq and is a predicted model, not a curated record. The transcript has 13 exons. NCBI's taxonomy places the organism in Eukaryota, Metazoa, Chordata, Aves, Accipitriformes, Accipitridae. Gene Ontology annotation, molecular function: DNA-binding transcription factor activity; sequence-specific DNA binding.
UCCUCCUCCUCCCUGCGCCCCUCCCCCGGCCAGACGGCGGAGGCUCCCGAGCGACAAUGAAGCAGCAGCAGCCGCAGCAGCAGCCCCAGCCGCCGCAGCAGCCCCCCCAGCCGCCGCCGCCGCCUUCCGCCAGCGCGGGGGUCCCGGCUUUCCUCAGCAAGCUGUGGGCGCUGGUGGGCGAAGCCCCCAGUAAUCAGCUCAUCACCUGGAGCCAGAAUGGCCAGAGUUUCUUGGUGUUGGAUGAACAGAGAUUCGCAAAAGAGAUUCUUCCCAAGUACUUCAAGCACAACAACAUGGCAAGCUUUGUCAGACAGUUAAACAUGUAUGGCUUCCGUAAAGUUGUUCAUGUUGAAUCUGGGAUUGUCAAACUGGAGCGAGAUGGUCCAGUAGAGUUUCAGCACCCAUAUUUUAAGCAGGGCCGGGAGGACUUGUUGGAACACAUUAAAAGGAAGGUUUCUUCUUCAAGACCUGAAGAAAACAAGAUACGUCAGGAAGAUAUCUCCAAAAUAAUAAGUAGUGCUCAAAAGGUGCAAAUUAAACAAGAGACUAUUGAAUCUCGAUUGUCUGCUUUGAAGAGGGAGAAUGAAUCCCUUUGGAGGGAAGUGGCAGAACUGAGAGCAAAACACUUGCAACAACAGCAAGUUAUUCGGAAGAUUGUACAAUUUAUCGUUACCUUGGUGCAGAAUAACCAACUAGUGAGCCUAAAACGCAAGAGGCCUCUACUUCUGAACACUAAUGGACCUCCAAAGUCGAAUGUAUUUCAACAAAUUGUGAAAGAACCAGCUGACAGUAACCACCAUGUACCUCUCAACAGAAAUGAGGGCUUAAAACAAAGGGAACAGAUUUCAGAUGACAUCAUUAUUUAUGAUGUCACUGAGGAUGUGGGUGAUGAAGAAAAUCUUCCCAUUACACCAGAAGCAAAUGAAGAUACCACUUCAGAUUCUUCCAACUGUAGCCAUUCUCCUGAUAUUGUAAUUGUGGAAGAUGAUAACGAAGAAGAAUAUGCCCCUGUAAUUCAAGGGGAUAAAAUCACAGAAUCAGUUGCUGUCCCAGUUGGUGAUCCCAUCGGCCCUGUCGGUGACAGUACGAGCCCACUCAUGUCAAGUGCUGUACAGCUGAAUAGCCAGUCCACUUUGACUGCAGAAGAUCCGGUCUCAAUGAUGGAUUCCAUACUCAAUGAGAAUGGAGUAAUUUCACAGAAUAUAAAUCUUCUUGGAAAGGUUGAACUUCUGGAUUAUCUUGACAGUAUUGACUGCAGUUUAGAGGACUUCCAAGCUAUGUUAUCAGGACGACAGUUCAGCAUAGAUCCAGAUCUCCUGGUCGAUCUUUUUACAAGCUCCGUGCAGAUGAAUCCCACAGAUCAUAUCACUAAUACCAAAAUGGAGACAAAGGGAAUAGAAACUACCAAGAAUAAUGCUGGUCCAGCGGCUUCACAGGAAACACAAGUUUUUAAGCCCAAAUCAGAUAAGCAGCUCAUCCAGUACACUGCGUUUCCACUCCUUGCAUUCCUCGAUGGGAACCCAGGCUCCAUCCUUGAGAGCGGGAGCUUCGUGGCCGAAACUCCUUCCUCCGUUGACAAACCCCUGGAAGUGGACGAGCUCCUGGAGAGCAGCCUGGAUCCCGAGCCCACCCAGAGCAAGCUGGUCCGGCUGGAGCCGCUGACGGAGGCGGAAGCGAGCGAAGCCACGCUCUUCUAUCUAUGUGAACUUGCCCCGGCACCCAUGGACACAGACAUGCCGUUCUUGGAUAACUAACGUAACGGGGACUCUGUAUAUAGUCAUGAAGAUGAACUAUUUAUUUAGAAUAUUGUUUGGUAUAUGAGUUUUUUGUAAAUCACUGUUUUAUGUAACCAGAUAAUGUGGAAUCUAAAAUACCUUUCCUAUGCUGCUCCCUACAAGCAGUCGUUUUAACUGCGUGGUGAGACAAGCUGUUAGGCAGGGUGGGCAAUACCGAGUGGGACUGUUCGUGUAACAGUUACUGCUGUCAGAUACUUGGUAUUACACGUAUGGUACCCCAGGUAAUGGAACACUUGUUAAUAGUAAGCUCUGAUUUAUGAUUUCUUAUACUUCUGGUCUUACAUAUGAUGACGUAAACUAGUAGUGUAUGGUUAGGGAGCACUGACUUUCUGUAUCUUGGGUUUUUUCUAUUUUUUACAACAUUUUGUUUAACAAACAUGAGGCUUUUUUGGGGUGGGGGGGACCAGGACCUGAUGUAGGCUUUUUUUUUCCCUCCUUGAACUGGGAACAAAGUGCCUGUACCUUGCUCAAUCUUGGUUCUGCCUUACUUUCACUUCAGUGGAAGUGCUCACACAUAGCACAAACUUGGGGAAAAAAGUUCUUUACAGCCACCAGGCCCCUCGACUGCAUGAGUGCUUUUAACUUGGACCAUCUACUCUGAUAAAAUAAAUGUUACUUAAGUGUGA